AUGGUGACGCGAACUGUGGACAUCAGGACGACACCGAUGAAACCCAUUGUGCAAGAAAGGAGAGCAGCACCGAUAAGACGAUUGUUAUUGCGGGUGUGUUCUGUGGCGGUACAUUCCUAUUCAUCUGUAUGUUUUUCUGUUAUCUCUUCAAAUCGAAGCUGGAACGUAAAAAGAAGCGACAACGCAGUCAUAGUUCAAGACAUCGUCAGCGACAACCGUUCCGAUCGCAAAAACCCGUCGGAAAGUCGCUCAAUGACUCUGAAUUGCCUUCACCAGCGACAUCCCGUUUCGUCCACCACGACGCCACUGGUAUCAUGCCACCGAUCACCCUUCACACACUGGUCGACCAAGAGCAGACAUUCUAUGGAUAACUCACUUUUUCCUUCACCUGUUCGCCUAUGGAACGCCCAAAUGAAUCUCAAACGGGUCAUCAGACAUUGUAUCGCUUUUUAUCAGUUCUGUCGCUCAAUAGUGUUUUUUGAGAUGCGAUUCAGGAUUAUGCGUGUGGUAUGUAGCCUCUUUCCCUAG
Molecule: messenger RNA, 528 nt
Organism: Ostertagia ostertagi
Lineage: Eukaryota; Metazoa; Nematoda; Chromadorea; Rhabditida; Trichostrongylidae
Source: the annotation of a GenBank genome assembly